CGUUUUAAUUUUGAAAUUCAAUUACUCUACUUCCGGUCUGUGCCUGGUUAUGGGUAUCUGGCUUGAAGCUGCAGUUGCCGUAUUUAUAACACGUGAGGGUCUCGUUAAAGCGGAGUCCCGCUGCCUCCAUCCACCACCGCAGACAUCACUCUGAGCCCGGUGUUUGUCUUCCUCGGUGUGAAGAUGGCAGAGAGCUCACGCUGCUUCUACUGUCGGGAAGACCUCGGGGGGAAGAGGUUUGUCCGCAGUGAGGGCAGGCCGGUGUGUGUCCGCUGCCACACCAAGUUCUGUGCCAACUCCUGUGCCGAGUGUCAUCGACCCAUCUCUGUGGAAACAAAGGAGCUCAGCCAUAAGGGCCGAUACUGGCAUGAGGAGUGUUUUCGUUGUGCCAAGUGUUACAAGCCUCUGGCCAAGGAGCCCUUCAGCACCAAGGACAACCACAUCAUGUGUGGAAAGUGUUGCUCCAAGGAAGACGCCCCACGCUGCCACGACUGCUAUAAACCCAUAUUGGCUGGCACAGAGAGUGUGGAGUACAAAGGCAACUCAUGGCACGACGAAUGUUUCACCUGUUUCAACUGUAAGCGGCCAAUAGGGUCACAGAGUUUCAUUUCCAAAGGAGAUGACAUUUACUGCAGCCCCUGCCAUGACAAGAAGUUUGCCAAACAGUGUGUCAGCUGCAAAAAGCCUAUAACCUCUGGAGGAGUCAACUACAAGGACCAGCCAUGGCACAGCCACUGUUUUGUGUGCGGCUGCUGCUCAAAGCCUCUGGCAGGGACAAGUUUCACCAAACACGAGGACCAGGUCUUCUGUGUCGACUGCUACAAGAACUCUGUGGCUAAGAAAUGCAGUGGCUGCCGAAACCCAAUCACAGGUUUUGGUAAAGGAGUGAAUGUUGUGAACUACGAGGGCAGCUCCUGGCAUGAGUACUGCUUCAACUGUAAGAGAUGCUCCCUCAGCGUGGUCAACAAGCCGUUUGUAGCCAAUGGACGAGACAUCCUCUGCACCAACUGUGGCAACAAGUAGUGACAAUGAGCGUGGUCGUUUUCUGACACCAGUUUAUAAAUCCAUUAAGUUUGCUUUGUUUCUUUUUUAUCUUUACACAGAUGGACUGUCUUCAUUUCAAUAUUCUGUUUAUUAUUCGGUUUGGGAGAUUACCUAUUAAGAAAUGGAGACCAAAAUGUAAGUUGUGUCCAGUGUUGAUUGUUUGCUCACAUGCUAACACUGCAACACAUACUCUGUGCUGAAUGAGGGCAGUAACUAGCUUUGUCCUAAAAGGCUGAAAUGAACACUUAAGUUGCUAAGCCUGGAAAUGUCCUGUAGGAGAUCUGAAGCACAUAAAAUACAAUAGGAAAAUACAUGUAACAACAGUGUAACAUGGUGGGGGGAUGACUUGUGGCAGCUUUGCUUCUGGGAGCUGUCACGUCAUAGUCUGUGGUUGUGAAAGUUGUCAUUAUCAUUUAACAUAUUAAGUGUUAGCAUAAAGGUAGAAGUUAGCUUGUAUUUUUAAUGCUGGGAAAUCUGUACUUGUAUGACGUAGUUGGUGAAAAGCAUUUGAAAUAAAUAACUGAAUCUGGA
This is a messenger RNA of Monopterus albus (swamp eel), 1575 nucleotides long. RefSeq names its product four and a half LIM domains protein 1-like. The transcript is spliced from 6 exons. Lineage: Eukaryota; Metazoa; Chordata; Actinopteri; Synbranchiformes; Synbranchidae. The record is from RefSeq and is a predicted model, not a curated record. Gene Ontology annotation, biological process: muscle organ development. Gene Ontology annotation, molecular function: transmembrane transporter binding. Bases 184 to 1023 code for a protein of 279 amino acids.